Molecule: messenger RNA, 2103 nt
Organism: Cutaneotrichosporon cavernicola
Lineage: Eukaryota; Fungi; Basidiomycota; Tremellomycetes; Trichosporonales; Trichosporonaceae
Exons: 3
Coding region: 1-2103 (700 amino acids)
Biological process (GO): regulation of DNA-templated transcription
Cellular component (GO): nucleus
Molecular function (GO): DNA-binding transcription factor activity, RNA polymerase II-specific; zinc ion binding; transcription cis-regulatory region binding
Source: RefSeq, a predicted model, not a curated record
AUGCCGGCGGCCUCUUCAGCGGCCCUCGAGCCCACCUCCACCCCCGGCCCCGUACAAGCUCCCGACGCGCCACGCGUCAAGCGGGCCUGCACGCUUUGCCGGCAAGCGAAGCAGAAGUGUGACGGCCGCGAACCCUGUACCCGCUGUGCAGCGGACGACCUGGUGUGCGUCUACGUCCCCUCAAUGCGGGGCAAGACGCGCAAGCGCAAAGUAAACCCACAGCCACCUCCCCCAGCACCAAUUGCGCGCGCGCCAUCCCCGCCCUCCCCAGGCGCUGCAUCGCCGAAGCGGCCCCGCCGCGAUGAUCGGGCGCGCGACGGUACCCUCAAGCCCGAGUAUGCAAUGUGGCAUCGUUCAAGCGCAUUGGCGCGGUAUGGGCCGCGCAACUCUGCGAUAUGGCAGGACGAGUCGCCCGAGCCCGAAGUGGGGAUCAGUCCCGUCUCUGCUCUUUCUGGUCAAUCUCAACGGUCCGGAGGACCAGCCGAGGGACUUACCACUCUUCCAUUGCCGGGCGAACAUAAUCCCCUGGCGGUGCUUGCGCAAGCUGACGCGACGGCCGAGGAACCCGGCAGCGAUGAGCCCCCGCCCGAGGACAGGGGAUACUAUGCGCCCCUGCCGAAUACGCUCAAGGACGAAGCACCGCACAUCAUGAGCCUGAUCAACGUGCAUGAAGCCGAGCAGCUCUUCGACCUCUACCAUCGCCACCUACAUCCCCACCUGCCGGUACUGGACCUCGCCCACUCUGGCCCCUCGGCCGUUGCCCGGCGCAACAACUUUCUCUUCAAUGCAAUCUGUUGCGUCGCUGCGCGCACCUUCAAUGUUGUACUGUGGGAGCGAUUACGCGAGUUUGCGCAGUACGAAAUGGAACGCCUGCCAAAGGAGAAGAGCAUCGACGUCGUGCAGGGUCACCUCGUUUAUUCGGCUUGGAACCUGCUCCGUCCCGAUUCGUUCGAGAGAGACGUGACAUGGCUUCGUGUGGGCCUCGCUACCCGCACGGCACAGGAUAUCAACCUCCACCGCGUAGCACAUUUACCACAGGCCCGCGCGGGCUUGCCGGGUUGGAUGCUGCGCGCGAUCGCGCGUACGUGGCUCAUGGCCGCCGUGCUGGACGGGACGUUGAGUGCACAGCUCGGCAAGGCAGCCGCACUGGGCGAUUUGGAGAUGUAUAUCUCCAUCCUGAAGGAGGGGGGAAGCGCUGACGACGCGCUCGUCGCAGCGCUGGCGGAGUGGACGCUACUCCUCACUCGUGCGAUGGAGAGUAUUAGGGCCGACGCUGAGGGGCGAUCGGCUGCAGCUCCCAGACUUGUGGGCGUGUACCGGGCCCGGUUUAAGGCGUGGCGCGCAGAAGCAGAAGACGCAGCACGCAAGGCGGGCACACAGCCUGUCAUGUUAGGCACAUUGGCGCUGUACGACAACUACGCCCAGCUCGUGAUGCAGAGUUUUGCACUAGAACGAGCUCUUGAGCGUGGCGCCAUAACCCUCGCGGCAGAACUGGCAGAGUACCAGCACGCGGCGGUGCGUCUGAUCGAGGGAUUCGGGGACGACCUCUCAGCACCCAACCUCACCCGCGGAUGCCCCGAUUUCGUGUUUACAGUCGUGACGUAUGGCGCCGUUUCACUUCUACAGGUGCUCGAGCCGCGUCUGGCGGCGCUCGAGCCUGCGCCGGAUCGAGAUGCCAUCCUGGCGCUUGCCAGGCAAGCAGCCGACAUGCUUGCCCGCGCAGCUGUCACGGCGGAUCAUGUACCCGCAUCGCAGAGCAUGUUCCUCAGUCGCCUGAUACAGGUACGUUCGCGCCCGCCACGACAAGCCCCACAGCCCGUGUUCGACUUUGGCGAGAUGGAUUUUGAGGCGUUUGGGUUGAGCGUCGCCGCCGACGACACGAUGAGCAUGUGGCCGCCGCUCCCGAACCAGAAUUCGCGCGGCACGUCGCCGCCCCUCGGGAACGGCGAUGACGCGCCGACCGAUCUCGCAACCUGGGUCGCGCAGAGCAGCCUCGCCCUUCCUGGCCCAGCGCUUGGGCUGGGUAUCGGCUCGUUUGGCGGUAUGCUCUCACACGACUUUUGGCAGGGUGUCCUGACUAGCCCACCGCCUGGCAUGGUCUAG